Molecule: messenger RNA, 978 nt
Organism: Caenorhabditis briggsae
Lineage: Eukaryota; Metazoa; Nematoda; Chromadorea; Rhabditida; Rhabditidae
Exons: 5
Coding region: 1-978 (325 amino acids)
Biological process (GO): innate immune response
Cellular component (GO): membrane raft
Source: RefSeq, a predicted model, not a curated record
AUGUGUAAUGAAGCUAAAAAGGAGUUGAAAAUGACACAGAAUCGAUUGGAGAAGUACGAGAAGAAGGCGAAGAGAACUGAAGAAGUGGAGAUUCAAAUGAGAGAAAUGGAGGCUGAAAUGAAGAAAAUGAAAAAGGAGUUGAAGGAGAGAGAGUUGGAGAUAAAAAAGGAGAAGUGUGAAAAUCAGUAUCGGAAAAUAAGUAUUCUGAAACUGGAAGCGAAAAAUGCGAAAAUGCAGUUGGCAGAGAAAAAGUUAUCAUUCAAUCAGCCAACACGAUUUACUCGAAAAGAUCACAAAUCUUUCGGAUCAACUGAAGAACUUCGGGCCGCUUUGACCAUCAUGUCAAAUGAGAUGGAAUCGAUUCAAAGAGACAAUCGGAGUCUUCGGGAACAAAUUGCUUCGAUUUCAGAAGCUCCGCGCACUCCACCAGUUCCAGAAUCUCCUUCGGAAGGACAACCAAACCAUAACAGAUUCGCACUGUUCAGAUUCCAGAGAAUCAAGGAUUCGUUAUAUCACAAGAAACAGCUGAAACAGGCAAAGGACAUGGCUGAAAAGCUGAAAUCCUCCUCGAAUCUCGUGGAAAUCCAUCAAAUCGCUGAUUACGAGUACUAUCAAUUCGAAGGAAGACUGUUGAAAUAUACAAAAGAAGUAGAAUUGAAUAUUCAAAGAAUCAAAGAAACCUGUGAUGUUUCCAUGGUUACUCCACUUCCAGAUAUUCCAGAAUUCUCGAAGCGAUUUGUGAAUUUAUAUUGGAGAAUUAUCAAUAAUCAGUCGAUAACAUCUUCUGAAAUCGAAGUAUCAGAUUCUGAAUUUUUCAUUUGCUACGUGGAAAUGACUUCUGAGGCGUUAUCAUGUCAAGAAUUCAAAAAAGUGACCUAUUUCGAGUGUGCUUCGAAAUGGCUCAAAAUCCACAGAUCGUGUCCACAUUGUCGAAGAGAAAUGUUGAAUCCCGAGGAGUUUCCGAAUCUCAGUCAAUGA